Messenger RNA from Fomitiporia mediterranea MF3/22, 752 nucleotides. RefSeq names its product class I glutamine amidotransferase-like protein. The transcript is spliced from 5 exons. The record is from RefSeq and is a predicted model, not a curated record. NCBI's taxonomy places the organism in Eukaryota, Fungi, Basidiomycota, Agaricomycetes, Hymenochaetales, Hymenochaetaceae. The coding region runs from base 1 to 678 and encodes 225 amino acids.
AUGACUGAAGUACUAACUGUCGCUAUAUGCCUUUUCAACCAAGUCGUUGCGCUUGACUAUCAAGGACCUGUCGAGUUCUUCGGGUUCCUCGGUCCUGAUAAUCCAUUGCGAUCUUACAUAGACUCUCCCAUAUCCAUGCGCUUGAUAUUCCUGUCGCACAACCUCGAUCCUGUUAUCCCCGGAUCCGGACCUGCUGUCCUCCCACAGGCGACUUAUAAUGAUGCUCUAGCGUCAAAGAUUCAGUACGAUAUCCUGUUGGUUCCUGGAGGGGCGGAAGCUCGCCCGGAGACAGUCCAUGCAGACCUCUUGAAGUUCCUGAAGCAGCAAAUUCCUGGAGCUCGUUAUGUCCUGACCGUUUGUACUGGAUCGUGGGUCCUUGCUGGUACAGGCGCUCUUGAUGGAAAGCGAGCUACGACAAAUAAAUUCUUAUUCAGGUCUUGUAAGGCUGCCACGAGCGACAAAAUUGAAUGGGUAGUCAAAGCCCGGUGGGUUGUUGACGGAAAGAUAUGGACAGCUUCCGGUAUUGCUGCAGGCGCGGACAUGGCUAAUGCCUUCCUUGUUCAUCUUGUUGGAAAGGACGUCGCGGAAAGGAUUCGUGGCAUUGUCGAGCUGUCCGCUAAGGCUCAGGAUGAAGAUGAAUUCGCAGGCGUCUACGGCUUGUUGGAUGAAACGUCUUGAAUAAUGUUGUAAGGAAUAUCUGUAAAAUAAUUAUAUAUUUAAAUGUAGUAUAAAGAACAACAAAGAGACGGGAA